Molecule: messenger RNA, 3167 nt
Organism: Pectinophora gossypiella (pink bollworm)
Lineage: Eukaryota; Metazoa; Arthropoda; Insecta; Lepidoptera; Gelechiidae
Gene: Sec5
Product: exocyst complex component 2
Exons: 17
Coding region: 201-2834 (877 amino acids)
Biological process (GO): Golgi to plasma membrane transport; exocytosis
Cellular component (GO): exocyst
Source: RefSeq, a predicted model, not a curated record
AUAAUUAUUGGCACGUAGAUUUUUUUUUUUUAUAAUUUUGGUCCAAUUUUGGUCCAUUUUGGUCUGUCAAACGCUGUCAAUUGAUUUUGACAGCUGUUCCAAUUGAUUUAUUUACUUUAUCAUCUCUACGAUUUUUUAAAUAAAAGUACGAGAAAGUUUGGAUAUAUCAUAAAAAAUUAUAGUAGUUUUGUUCAAGUAUUAUGGCUCCACCACCAGUAGUAACUGGUAUAUCUCCGAAGGAAGGUCCUCCGGGGACAAGAGUUACCAUCCGCGGAGAGUUUUUGGGUGCUAGUGCUACAGACUUAAUCGGUCUGAAGAUAUGUGGCUGCGACUGUUUGUUGUCGGCCGAGUGGAAGAGCAAGAACAAGAUUGUGGCCCGUUCGGGACCCUGCAAGGGCCGCGGAGACAUUAUCGUUACUACCAGAUCAGGUGGAGAAGGAACCUCUACUGUCCAGUUUAGAGGUUACCAUGAGUCAAUAGGGCCAGUGAAGGAGAGUGCAGUGUGGGUGGAAGAGGCAGCCCCUCCAUCAGUGCCAUGGGGCAGACGACCUAUGUCUCCUACUGCCUACACACCUCCAGAUCCCUUAGGGCUGUCUACUGAGGGGGAUGACUGCAAGUUUCCUGAAGAAGAACUCAAUGAGCUUUUCCCCGAUGGCUCUGGCAAGUUGUCUGAUGACAACUUCCAGCCGGGCUGGUAUCUACUGGAGCAUCACAGCAACACCUCAUUUGAAGACCUUAGAGCUGGAAUGGUGUUCUUACAGAGAAAGGUGGAGAGUCAGAAAGAAGGGCAGUUGAGCUUCCUGAAAGCCAACACGGGCGCUGUGAUGGACCAGCUGGACCGACUUGUACUCCUCAAGAACAUGUUUGAAGAGGACCAGAGGAAAAAUGGCAAGGAGCCGCUACCUAGCCUGCAGGCUGCCAUAGAAGAAUCAAUUACAUUAGCCGACUCGCUAUUCUCUGAGAUCCUGUCUCGUAAGGAGAACGCAGACAAGACUCGUGAGGCGCUGUCCCUCCUCACGCGACACAAGUUCCUCUUCCAACUGCCCGCGUCUAUCGACAAGAACAUCCGCAAGAAGGAGUAUGACUUGGUGGUCAAUGAUUACACCAGAGUCAAGAAUCUCUUUGGGAAUACUGAUGUCAAGUUAUUUCAGAAGAUAUUAGCCGAGAUUGACAAGAAGAUAGAAGACUUGAAGGAGAAGCUGCACACUCGGAUGAAGACCAUGCCCAUCAAUGUGCAGGAGCAGACCAAAUACAUUAGACUGUUGGUGAGCCUCAACUGGGAGGGCGACGCGGCGUGGACAGCGAUCACGAGCCGCAAGGACUACCUGCUCGGCUUGUUAGACAAGGUCAAGGACCAUUUCAAGCAGAAGGAGGACCAGGAAAAUGCUGAUAAGGGCAAGCGCAAGUCGAAGGCGGAGGCGGAGGGCGCGGGCGCGGGCGGGUGGAGCGGCACGCGCGCGGCGUGGUGCGGCGCGGCGUGCGCGGCGCUGGCCAGCGAGCUGGCGGCGCUGUGGCCGCUGGCGCGCCGCUACUGCGCCGGGGACCUGGCCGGCGCGCCCAACGCGCCCGGCAGGCACGCCGAUCUCAAGGAGAUGAUAAUAAAGGCGGUGUCGCUGUUCGCGGAGCACAUGCGCGCCUGCCUGAUGGGAGGCAGCGGCGGCGCGGCCCCCGGCGCCGUGGACGCGCGGCUGGUGGCUAACUUGCGGCAUUUGCGGGAGGCCUACGACUCGCUGCUCAAGCUUGAUCUGCCUUCACAGCCGCUGAGUAUAGUGGAGCAGGUGAUAUUCGAGUACCGCGUGCACGGCAUGUCGGUGUUCCUGGCGCGGGCGCUGCGCCGCGUCAAGGCGCUGCCGGAGCACGAGGACUGGAAGAUCGAGGAGUUCUCCGACUACGGCGCCAUCACCUGCCUCCCGCGCCUGCUGGACACGUACCUGAGCGAGGCGCUGUCGUCCACCCACAAGUGCGUGGUGUGGGGCGGGCGGCGCGAGGGCGCGCUGCUGGCGCCGGGCGGCGCGCCGGCCGCCGCGCUGCAGCGCCACGUGCAGCACGCGCUGCUGGCCUACGCCGCCGCGCUCAGGGGGCUCGCGCUCACGCACAGCGACGACACGGACUUCAGCAACACGAGCCUGUCGGUGGCGCUAGACCAGCGCCUGGAGGAGGCCCAGCCGGCGGAGGGCGCGCGCUCGUGGCAGCAGCGGCUGCUGAUAGCCGGCGCCAACGCGCAGUACACGCGCCGCAUUGGAUUGCCGCGCAUCGCUGACAUGUUCGACAGUUACGAAUUUCCAAAACCGACGCAAGCGCUUCAAGCCGCCAGAGAGGCAUUGAGUUCGCUCGAGACAACGAUAGCGGAGACAUAUUUAGAGCACAAAGGGGACCCUCUGGUGGGCACGAUUGAGCCCAGCAUGUACAUGGGCCGGCAUAAGAUUGACUCCGACGCGUUGGUCGACGAUGCCAGACCGUAUGUCUAUGAGAUCAUCAAUAAUCUCAUUGCGGUUCAUGCUGAGGUGGACAGCGUGUGCGGGCCGGCGUCGUCCCGCUACGUGCGCGACAUCUGCGAGACGGUGUGCGAGGAGCUGGCGCGGCUGGCGGCGUGCGCGCCCGCGCCGGCCCGCGCGGCCGCCUUCCGCGCGCGCCUCGAGUACACGCUGCUGCGGCUCGCCUGCGCCGACCACCUCACGAGGAAGGCCGAAAACUACCUUGUAGAGGCUUUAGCGGGGCUGCCACCAUUGACAACGGACGAAGAAAAGAAACAUAUGGACAAACUGGUGGCUGGCUUCAAGAAGCGGAUGGACCUGCAGCUGGCUUCCCUCAACUGCAAUAUGGAGACCGUCUGACAUCCAUAUAUUCAUUAUUUUUAAUACCAUAAGCUUUAACUUAUUAUACACUAAGUGUUUGUAUCGAGUACUACGAUAGUAUUAUUUUAUUCAGUUAUAUGAUGAUGAGAUAUGAUAGUAAUUAUUUUUGUUCGUGUUUAUGAAGAAUAAUGGAUAUAAAAGGUGUAAGAUAAUGUCGCAGAUUGUUAGUAAGACCGAAGGUAUGUACAGUGAAUGAUAUUUUUAUAGAAACUAAAAAUUGAUCAAUACAAUUAUAUUUAUCAAAUUAUAUUUAAAAAUGUAUAAAAUAAAAUAUAUUGUAGAAAAUAAAUACCAUAUUUUACGUAACAUUUU